Molecule: messenger RNA, 862 nt
Organism: Dromiciops gliroides (monito del monte)
Lineage: Eukaryota; Metazoa; Chordata; Mammalia; Microbiotheria; Microbiotheriidae
Product: butyrophilin subfamily 1 member A1-like
Exons: 3
Coding region: 6-422 (138 amino acids)
Source: RefSeq, a predicted model, not a curated record
UUCUAAUGUCUCUAAUUUUUAUUUCAGAGGAAAUUAAAUUCCGGGGACAGGAAGGUUUACAAAGGGCACGGAAAUACAGAGUGGACGUGACUUUGGAUGCAAACACAACUCAUCCUUACCUCCUCCUGAAAGACAAUGACAAAAGUGUGGUUUUCAGUUCAGAGAAACAGGAUCUGCCCAAGAGUGAUGAGCGCUUUGACACCUGGUUCUGUGUCCUUGGCAAGGAGAGAUUCACUUCUGGAAAAUUCUAUUGGGAGGUCAAGGUAGCACAGAAGAUCAAAUGGACUCUGGGACUCUGUGACGACUAUCUGCAGACAGGGGGCAAUCCAGGCCACUCCAGAGGCUGGGUUAUGGACCUUGUGUCUGAGAAAGGGGAACAUGUACCAGGCCCUCUCCAAUCCUCAGAUCCACCUUCAGCUUGAAGAGUUCCCCCAGAUAGUUGGAAUUUACUUGGACUAUGAAGGGGGCAGAAUCUCCUUCUACAAUGUUACUGCUGGCACUCAUAUCUACACCUUCCGUGACACUUUCACAGGGACCCUAUGGCCUUAUUUCUAUCCUGGCCCUGUCUAUGGAGAGGAAAAUGUGGCACCUCUCACCAUUUUGUCCCAGGCAGAGAGGGGAUCCUCAACCCAGAAUGCUUGAGUAAUAAGUGAUACCCUCGGGCAUUUAGGUGGUUCAGUGGAUAGAACAAGGUAAGAAAAUUUUAAAAAGGGGAGAGAAUAAGCAUUUCUAUAGCCUCUAUGCUAUGCCGGGCAUUGUGCUGAACUCUUUCACAAUUAUUAUCUCAUCUGGUCCUUACAACAAUCCUGAGAAGUGGGUGCUAGUAUCAUGAUUCACAUUUUGCAGUUGAAAAAACUGAGGC